UUAAGAUAAUAUGGCGAAAAAUGUUGUUCUCUUCUUUACUCUCAUUGUGCUUGGUUCUAGCAUUGCUCAACAAACUCCUCAAUGCCAAGAGAUGAUAAGGGAGGAAAUGGUUAGAGAUCUCACGCCAUGUCUCAGCUAUCUGACUGCUGAUGUGAACAGCCCGAACACGCCCUGUUGCAUCGGUGUGCAGAAUGUGCAUGCGGGUGCUAACAGCCGGGACAUGAGGCAGUCUAUCUGUGUAUGUCUCAAGGAAGUCGCCAAUGGCAUCCUGAAUCUCAACGACGAUCACGCUGCGGCACUCCCGGGGCUGUGCGGGGUGAAGCUGAACAUCCCCAUCUCUAAGAGCACUGACUGCACCAAAAUCACGUGAGGCAGAUUGUCUUCUUACCUCUAAGUGAUAUUGAACAAACCCAAUAAUACAUUGUCUUCUUACCUCUAAGUGAUAUUGAACAAACAACCCAAGAUCACUUUGAAUAAAUAAUACAUUGUAAUCUAAGUGAUAUUGAAGAUGCUCUGUCAUGUGAACUCUUUCUUCGAUGCAAGCUUCUAUCAUGUUGUUUUGCUUUCUAGUU
Messenger RNA from Amborella trichopoda, 572 nucleotides. Lineage: Eukaryota; Viridiplantae; Streptophyta; Magnoliopsida; Amborellales; Amborellaceae. The record is from RefSeq and is a predicted model, not a curated record.